This is a messenger RNA of Brettanomyces bruxellensis, 615 nucleotides long. RefSeq lists its product as uncharacterized. Lineage: Eukaryota; Fungi; Ascomycota; Pichiomycetes; Pichiales; Pichiaceae. The transcript has a single exon. The record is from RefSeq and is a predicted model, not a curated record. The coding region runs from base 1 to 615 and encodes 204 amino acids.
AUGGUUACAACACUGGAUUACAUACCUUUUUUGGAUGCUAUCGCUGAAGAGGAUGAUGAUUCGGAAAAUAUUCUUAAAACUGUGAAGCUGAAGAUUGAUCAAGAACUUUCAAAAACAGAUACAGAAAAACUUCAUCCCUUAGUAUCUCGGCAAUUUCCACAGAAAAAAUGGAAGCAUCCCUUGAGAAUACCUUCUGAAAUUGAGGUGCCCAGUAAAUUCAAGCUCUCGCAAAGAUACACAUCGAUAAAAGGCGACUCUAAAUAUUCCCAAGAAGAGAAACUUAAGCUAUUAACAGGCUAUACACUGAUGAGAUCACGAUGCUUAGAUAUAGUGAACAGAAAUCUACCGUUGGUACAGAAUGAGUGGAUAGUGAACAAUGAGAGCUGGACUCAGUUAGAAAAAUCGUUUGAUGAUGAGAUAAAUACGAAAAGGAAGCGUAUGCAAUACACAACAUCUGAGCGAAAGAGACGUUGUCUUGAUUUUAAACCAGUCAACGAUUUCUUACAAAACAGAUGGAACGAGAAAGUGGACGAAUUGAUAAGUGUAGGUGUGCUGCUAUCUGAAAAGGAAUUAGAAGAGGCUGAACUUGGGGACAAGAAUGAUUCACAAGUAUAG